AUGUACUACAUCCUAAGACGAACGUACUACUGGCCACACAUGGCUGUAGAAGUGGCGGCGACAGUACAGAACUGUCGACAUUGCGCGAAGAACCGCAAGGGACGCAAAUACCUUCUUGUGAUCACGGAUCGUUUCACGAAACCUACGCAGGUCGUUGCGUUACGAAGCGUCACCGCUUAUGUCGUCGCCGUUGCCUUUUGCGAGGCCUGGGUAUUUAAAUGCGGAGUGCCAAAAACACUACUGUCAGACAACGGUCCGCAAUUCUCUGCCCGAUUCUUCCGGUCCGUUUGUGAAGUUCUCGGGGUAACGAACCUCUUUAACUCAGCUUACCAUCCACAAACGAACGGACAGACCGAGCGGUACAACCGUACGAUCGUGGCCAUGCUACGAAAUUACGUGAACGAGCACCAGAACGACUGGGAUGUUUACGCCAGAGCGUUAAUGUACGCUUACAACUGUCACCUGCACAGAUCUAUAAGGACACCCCCUUUCGAUUUAGUGUUAACGCGACCUCCGCCAGAUUUCUCUUUGCAUCACUCUGUGCGACGACGUUCUACGCCGGACGCGACCGCCCGUGACGAUUUCAGAUAA
Molecule: messenger RNA, 591 nt
Organism: Chondrus crispus (carragheen)
Lineage: Eukaryota; Rhodophyta; Florideophyceae; Gigartinales; Gigartinaceae
Exons: 2
Coding region: 1-591 (196 amino acids)
Biological process (GO): DNA integration
Molecular function (GO): nucleic acid binding
Source: RefSeq, a predicted model, not a curated record